AUGGCUAAUGAUGAGUCCGAUGCUCUUGAUGUGCUUGAAAAGGAAGCAAAGGAAUAUGACAAGGACGCUGAGAUCGACCGCAUCCUGAAAGCAUUUAGACUUGAUUCUUACGCCGUACUAGAUCUCCAGCCUGGAGUGCCUGAUUCGGACAUCAAGAUCGUCUACCGGAAAAAGUCACUGCUAAUCCAUCCGGACAAGACCAAGAACCCGCAAGCGCCUGAGGCUUUCGACCGCCUGAAGAAAGCACAGACCGCCUUGCUAGAUGAGAAGCAGCGGCAACAUCUGGACGAGUGCAUUGCAGAUGCCAGACAGCUUCUGAUUCGUCAGCACAAGUACACAGUAGACUCGGAAGAGCUGAAGACGGAAGAGUUCAAGGUGGAAUGGAGGAAGAAGACUGUUGAAGUGCUAGUGGAGGCCGAGGCACGCAGAAGGCGGCUGAUGAAGGCUAAGAUGCAGGAAGAAGGCCGCGAGAAGGCCAAAGAGGACGCCGAGAUUGAGGAGAGGAAACGGAAACGUGACCAUGAGAAGAGCUGGGAGGAUACGAGAGAGCAGCGCAUUGGCAGUUGGCGAGACUUCCAGAAGGGGGUCAAGAAGGGUGAGGAGCAGAAGAAGAAAAAGAAGAUGAAAGUACUGGGUUGA
This is a messenger RNA of Cladophialophora yegresii CBS 114405, 639 nucleotides long. RefSeq names its product DnaJ like subfamily C member 8. Lineage: Eukaryota; Fungi; Ascomycota; Eurotiomycetes; Chaetothyriales; Herpotrichiellaceae. The transcript has 3 exons. Bases 1 to 639 code for a protein of 212 amino acids. The record is from RefSeq and is a predicted model, not a curated record.